Messenger RNA from Humulus lupulus (European hop), 2476 nucleotides. Its product is annotated as multisubstrate pseudouridine synthase 7. NCBI's taxonomy places the organism in Eukaryota, Viridiplantae, Streptophyta, Magnoliopsida, Rosales, Cannabaceae. The record is from RefSeq and is a predicted model, not a curated record. Gene Ontology annotation, molecular function: RNA binding; pseudouridine synthase activity. Gene Ontology annotation, cellular component: nucleus. Bases 91 to 2274 code for a protein of 727 amino acids. The transcript is spliced from 20 exons. Gene Ontology annotation, biological process: pseudouridine synthesis.
AGUGCUUGGAGUGAGGAAGGCUGCUACGUUGCGGUUGGGGUGGGGUGGAGUGAAAACGGUGCGUUUUAGCUGAGGUUCGUAAAACCCCAAAUGUGGCAGAAAGCUAUAUCGGCGUCUUUGGGGUGCUUGAGCUUCCCUGUUCUAAAACCCUACUUACUCCGCAACCCCUCCACUACCACCAUUGCUAGAGCAUCCUCCAAACCCCAGAUUACCAUGAAAAAUCUCGACGAAUCGGACGUUGGCGUGUUCUGUUACAUCUCCAACCUCCCUGGCUUUCGCGGUGUUCUCAAACAAAGGUAUUCUGACUUUAUUGUAAAUGAAGUGGAUACUGAUGGAAAUGUCGUCCAUUUGACCUCUAUGGAUGCACCUCCAGAGGAAAUUGCUGAGGAAAUUAAAACAGAAACAGAAGCAAAUGAUGCAUCGAGCAAAAGUUAUACUUCUGAAUUUGAAUCUUUUAGAAGUCUUGCUGGUGACUCUGAUGCUGAGCGUUUUGAAGCUUUUAUGAGUCAAAUUAAUUCUGGUGAUGGUAAAGAGAGCGUUUCACCUAUUGUUCUUUCGCCGGAUUCUGAUAAACUUCAUCGAACGGCCAUGCACAAUUUUUUUAAGAAAAAUUUCAAGUUCCUUGUCACUGACACCAUUGAUGGGCCAGAUGUUUCCUCAAAGUGCAUCCGUGUGAGAUUAGAUUCUGGUGGGCAUGGCAAGAACUCCAGGAAACGGAAAGAGAGAGGUGGUAAACCUUUUGAUAGCAGAGGUUCAGAUGACUGGCAAGAGAAUAUUGGCAAAUUCCUUAGGUUUCAUCUCUGCAAGGAAAACAAGGAUUCACAGGAGGCAUUAGGAGUAAUAGCAAAGAUGCUUGGUGUUCAGCCAAGGUCAUUUGGGUUUGCUGGGACAAAGGAUAAGCGUGCUGUGUCAACUCAAAGGGUUACUGUUUUCAAGCAGCGUGCUAAGAAAUUAGCUGCUCUCAAUGAUAGGUUGAUUGGUAUUAAAGUGGGUGAUUUCUGCUAUGUCAAGGAAGGACUUGUCCUUGGCCAACUCUCGGGUAACAGAUUUACAGUCACAUUGCGAGGAGUUGUUGCAGAUUCUGAAGAGACCAUCAGAGCUGCUGCAAGUGCCCUAGGAAGACAGGGCUUUAUUAAUUACUUUGGUCUACAACGCUUCGGAAGUGGUUCCGUGCCAACUUAUCUUAUUGGGUCCAAGCUACUCAGGGGAGAGUGGGAAGCUGUUGUAAACAUGAUUCUUGAUCCAAGAGAAGGAGAAAGAAAUACAAUUGCGAUGGCUCGUCAAUAUUAUAAGGAAACUAACGACAUUGAUGGGACUUUAAGACAGUUACCUCGAUAUCUGGUUGCUGAGAGGGCAAUUCUGCAGUGUUUGAAGAAAUGUCCUGGGAACCACCUGCAGGCCCUGAAAGCAAUACCAAGAACUUUGAGAAUGAUGUAUGUCCAUAGUUACCAAAGCUAUUUGUGGAACCAUGCUGCUAGUACAAGGGUGCAAAAACAUGGAACUGACCAUGUUGUGGUGGGAGACUUAGUAUAUUGUAAAGAACAUGAUAUCGAGAAGGCGAAAGAAAUUGGUAAUGCUGAGUGUGAAGAAGAAGACCCUAAUGAUACACUUGAAUCUCAUGAAUUAGAUGAAAUCUCUGGUACUGAUCUUCCCGAAGAAAAGAAAAAUCCUGUGAAGGCUGUUACUGCAGAAGAUAUCCUUAAUGGAAAUUAUACAAUUGACGAUGUUGUCCUUCCGUUACCUGGUUCAAGAGUAAUUUUUCCAACAAAUGACAUUGCCCAAGUUUAUCAUGAUCUGGCAAUGAAGGAUACAAUCAGUUUAACAGAGAGUGUACACAAUGUCAAAGAAUUCUCAAUUACUAGUAUGACUGGAAGUUACAGGCGUGUUUUUCAAAAACCAAUCAAUUACGAAUGGGAAUUACUGAAAUACACCGAUGGCAGCAUACCUCUAGCAGAAACAGAUUUAGACAUUGUUGAUAAAUCUAAACCUGCAAAAGUUGUUGAAGAGCUUGCAGUCAAUGAAAGCAAAGGGAUCCCUGAAUUCGAUUGCUCAAAAAGAUCAAACCCCUCUGAGAAUGACAUAGAGCUUCAAACAGACAAUAACAAGGUGGAUGGUGAGAGAGAAGUUGGAGGGCAAAUUGAACCUAAAUCCCAAGAUGCCCAGACGGCUCUCAAGCUUAGUUUUACUCUCCCUGCUUCUUGUUAUGCGACAAUGGCCAUCAGAGAGCUUCUGAAGACAUCAACCUCCGUUGCUUUCCACAAAACGUUAAACUAGAACUUUCAUGGCAUUCCUGGACAGGGGAAAUGACCCCUUGCGGGCCCAUGUCACAGUUUUGAGUACCAUAUUUUACAAAUUACACCUUUACAAGGGGAGAGAGUUUAAACUGUAUUUGAAUACAAUAUGUACAAAUUCCACCUUUACAAGGUUGUAUUCUUUAUGUUCUUAACAAUAUAAUCUAUUAACUUUUCACUUGAAA